Molecule: messenger RNA, 462 nt
Organism: Caenorhabditis sp. 36 PRJEB53466
Lineage: Eukaryota; Metazoa; Nematoda; Chromadorea; Rhabditida; Rhabditidae
Source: the annotation of a GenBank genome assembly
AUGUUUGCCGUGCCAACCCUAAGGAACGUCAAGAAGAACAUCAACAGCAACAAUACCAGAAAAAUCAUAUCGAAGCAAGAAAUGGAAAAAUUUGCUGGGAAGUUGAGAUGCCUGCAUAAACUUAUUAGACAUCCGGUAAGUAUCAAGUAUUCGAACCAAAUUGCAUCUCAGAAACUUGUUUUCAGAAAGCUUCUGCCCCGGAACUUCAGCCAAGCAUCUUCUAUCUCUUCACGUUUUUACAGUUCGUGACGCUAGCGAACGAAAUACCAUUCGACGAGGUUUGUCAUAAUGCACUUCCCAAAACAUGUCCUUAAUAAAAUAAUUUUCCAGGCGUACCGCAAUUACAUCGACGGAGUGAUCAAACAAAUCACGGACUGCGAAGAUAUUGUGAUUCGUGUCGUGCUGCGAGGAGAGAACUUCUACGCCGUUUUCCAAGAAAAAGCUAUCCAGAGUCUUUCUUAA